AGGACCCUUUUUUUUAUACUCGUAUGUACAAAAUAUCAAAACCGCCGUUAUUCCGGGAGAUUGUUAUUUUGGGAGAUACGGUAAGUUAACGGAUGUUUGAUUUUGAAACCCUCGUAUCUUUCCCUCUUAUUCAGAGAAUUCAAAUUCUCAUCACAUCACAUAGCCAAAAACCCAAAACAUCCCCAAAAUCUCAAGAAAGCAGCUACUUAGGAUCUCUUCAAUGCCUAAAACUAAACUAGCGGAAAUGUUAACGUCUUUGUGUAAAUUCUUAGCAUCUUUUUACCGAUCUACCAUGGCUUGUUUGUUUAAUUGGUUGAGGAUCAGAGUUGUUCGUGCUCGUCCAUCUUCUCCUCCCAUUUCUCAACCAAACACGGAAUCUGCUGUGUCGAGAAAUCGGAAACGACUGAAACAUUCACCAGUUUCUCAAGAAGGAAGCGAUGGGUCACCGGGUACUGAGGAGAGGUGCAAUCUUUUGGACAGUCCAAGACAGGAUCCUGAUUUUGAAGGACUAAGGGAUGAGGCCAAAUUCCUCAAAGCUUGUGGUACUAUACCAGCGACUCCUGCCGAUAUUCAUAAACCAUCAAUAAUGUUAAAUAACUUAUCUCCUAGUGGAUUUUCUGAUUCCUCAGAAUUUAAUUCAUUGCUUCCCAACACUUCUCCCCAGAACCUCAAUUUGGAGAUGGAACCUGAUCAUGAUUGUACUCCUAAUAAACAGUGUAAAGAUUGGGUGACCUGCUCUGCUUCUUCAGCUCAUGACCCUAACAGUUGUAUAAGGAAUGGGCAAAUGAUAUUCACAAGUGCUGAGAAGAAUGAUGUUGAUAAAUUUGAUACUAGUGUACAUGUUUUCACUGGUGAGACUACCAGUGUGCACAGCAGGAACAAGUCUGUUCGUUUUAACUGCCCUACCGGGACAUCUUUAUCUUCAUUGGGAAGCUCCUCAUCUGGAUCUUAUACUCAUAGCAUAGAAAAGUCUGAAUCACCUGACGAUGAAAGGAGAUCAAAGCUGUCACCUAAUCCAACACCACUAAAACUAUCUGAUGAUAUGCAAACACCCGGAACUGUUUUCCCAUCACAUAUAGGAAAAAUUGUGGUAGGAAAGAAUCCCAGGAUUAGGACUCAAUACGUUCAGGCUGUUGGGAAUGAGAUAGAAGAUUUCUCCCACUUGCGGGGGUUGAGGAAUCAUGAGUUGAAUCCUGAUCAACAGUCUGCUCACCUGAUUAAACCAUCUGAGCAGGCUAACAUUUCGACCACUGAUUCAGAAGUGAAAAAGGCUGAUAUCGCAACCCCUAGUUCAGAAGUGAGUAUGUUUAUCAGUUCAGUUGAGGAAGAGAUGAAGGUGGAACCUAGCUUGUCGUGCUGUAUGAAACCGCUGCCAUUUAAUCAAUGUGCCAAUAAUCAGUGGGUUGUAAAUUUUAAUAGUGAAGAUACAUACUUUGGCCACAAUCCUGGGGAUCGGCCUAUCUUUGGAACAGUUGCUGCUCCCUGGAAUGAAGAUGAUUCUUCUCUUAUAUCACUGAAGUCAUGGGAUGGGAACGGGAUUCCAAAUUCAACAACCAAAUACAAAGAGGAUCAGAAAGUGAGUUGGCAUGCGACACCUUUUGAGGAAAGAUUGGAAAAGGCCUUGUCUGAGAAGCAUGUUAUAACUCAGAGGAGAAAUUUAUUUAAUGGCACACCAUGCCAAGAUUUGAACUAAAACAACGAACGUGAUACUGAUUUAUUGCCCAUUAUGUUUUAAGGCUUUCACGGGAAGUGGUUCGUGAGAGAUUUACUGCAGAUUAUUGGAUAGUUAAACUAUGACCAUGAUACGGGCAAUAAUGUUUUUUCUGCAACAUCAAGGAUCCCUGUACUGUAAAUAAAGCAAAGAUCUACGUUACAGGCUUGUAUCUUGGUGAAAACUUUAGUGAUUUACUAUUCCCAGCUUUCAUGGAAAUGUUGUAUACAAGUCAAGAAAAGGUGAUGGUACCAAUUGGGAAAUUGACUGAAGUUCACAUAUUGAAGGUGAAAGAACAAAGUAAAUUUGGACAGGUUGCCAUAUAUAAAGGAAGGCACUGGCAUAUAUUUUGUUUAACGCAAAGAGUUGAAGAAUUAGUGUGUGAAGAUUCAAAUCAUAACUCAUAAUGAUCAUGAAGAAGAUCCUAACCAGUCCUCCUGCAUCGCCAUAUCAGAGAUUGAACGAGGAAGACAAAGACAAUCGUGUCCGUAAAGGUCAGAUUCCAGUGCUUGUGGGAUUGGAUAUGGAGGGCAUGGUAAGAGUAUCUGUUCCCACUAAAGUGAUGAAACAUCCCUAUAUAAUUGAAUUACUUGAAAUCGCUGCUCAAGAGUUUGGCUAUUCGCAUCAAGGAAUGUUGAGGCUACAGUGUGAAGUUUGUUCGUUUAUUAGAAUGAUUGAUUUAAUAUCCAAAAGGAAGUGAUUGAUUAGAGAUAGCUGUUAUAUAUCAUUCACUAUUUUUGAAACUUCUGAUCUUGAUGUUCAGAUUUUAGAACAAUACCGGCUCAUCUAAGUACUAUUGAUAACGAGGCUCAACUCUCAACAAUGCCUGUGCGUAUACCUGUUGGUUCAGUUUAACAGGAGUAUUAAUUAAGUCGAGCCAAUGAGUGAGUUAGCUGCGAAAGUUAGUCAGAAAUGUAUGGAUAGGAUUUGUAUCAACAUAUGCAAGUAGUAUUAGAUCAUUCUUUGAUCAUUCAGAAUGUAUGGAGAUUCGGUGAAUGAAUAAAACUCCUCACUACAGCCUUCUAUUUUA
Messenger RNA from Daucus carota subsp. sativus, 2741 nucleotides. Its product is annotated as protein JASON. The transcript is spliced from 8 exons. Gene Ontology annotation, biological process: male meiosis II. The record is from RefSeq and is a predicted model, not a curated record. Bases 221 to 1693 code for a protein of 490 amino acids. Lineage: Eukaryota; Viridiplantae; Streptophyta; Magnoliopsida; Apiales; Apiaceae.